CCAGUCGCUGUUGCCCAACCUGUAUGAAUCCGUGACUGCUUCGUUUCUUUUGUCGUGAUCUCUCGGCAUCAAUUCUGCGUUGUAUGCGCCUUUAAUUGUCCUUUGUCCACAUACAACCUUCCUUCGAGUACACUCAUUUUCGAAUCAGCCUCGACGGCAGUCAUCAACCCCGAAAGAUACAUUUACUCCAACAGUUGAUUCACUUUGGAUAAGCAUCCUCUCACGGCAGCGCCAACAGGGAACACGUCCGCGACGUUACAUCAGCCACAUCAAACAAACCAUUCACCAACAUCGACUUCAUAUCAGCUCUUUACUUUGUACACCCCAAGGAGUGUAAUUUCGCUUCUUCAUCGCAGACACAACCAUGAAGCUCGCUACCUUCUUGACGCUGUUCAGUCUCAGCAGCUCAGCUUUGGCCGCAUCUGCUUCUGAUUGGCGCUCAAAGUCAAUUUACCAAGUCUUGACCGAUCGCUUCGCGCGUACCGAUGGAAGCACUACGGCCAAAUGCAAUCCCGUGGGUAAGUACUGCGGAGGCACCUAUCAAGGCAUCAUCAAGCAGCUGGACUACAUCCAGAACAUGGGAUUCACUGCCAUCUGGAUCUCUCCUAUCACAUUCCAGAUUCAGACUUGGACCCCUUACGGCGAGCCAUGGCAUGGAUACUGGCAACAAGAUCUGUACAAGCUGAACAGUGCAUUCGGUACUGCAGACGAUCUCAGAGCUCUGGCUUCAGCUCUACACAACAGGGGCAUGUACCUCAUGGUUGACAUCGUCGUGAACCACAAUGGAUGGAACGGUAAUGCCAGCUCCGUCGACUACAGCGUGUUCAAGCCUUUCGACAACGUCAAGUACUACCACAGCUACUGCAAUGUCGACUACAGCAACGAUACCAGUAUCCGUGACUGUUGGUUAGGCGACUCAAACGUGGAGCUUGUCGAUCUGCGAACAGAAGACACCUCAGUUGCACAAGAGUAUCAGAUCUGGAUUGAGCAACUGGUUUCAAACUACUCAAUCGACGGCCUCCGCAUCGAUACUGUCAAGCACGUCGACACUGACUUCUGGUCCGGAUUCGGAGAUGCCGCUGGCGUUUUCAUCACUGGAGAAAUCACCAAUGGCGACCCAUACGGCCUUUGCCCUUACCAGAACUACAUGGACAGUGUUUUGAACUACGCGAUGUACUACGCGGCUACGGCGGCCUUCUCGUCUACCUCUGGAAGCAUGUCCGGCUUCGUCAAGCAACUGAAUGGCAUGAAAGGUCAAUGCAAGGACACCACCGUUCUUGGAUCCUUUUCAGAAAACCACGACCAACCUCGCUUUGCCUCGUUGACAAGCGACAUGUCACUAGCCAAGAACAUCAUCGCCUCUACCAUCAUGGGCGAUGGCAUUCCCAUCAUCUACGAAGGCCAGGAACAACACUUCAGUGGCGCUCAGGACCCAUACAACCGCGAGGCUGUCUGGUUGAGUGGCUACAACACCGAUGCACCUCUUUACACCUUCACAGCAAGCGCAAACCAAAUCCGUAACCAUGCGCUCUAUGUCGAUGGAGACUGGCUUACCUACCAGAACUGGGUCGUCUACAGUGACAGCGCCAACGUCGCCAUGCGCAAGGGAUAUGAUGGUUAUCAGACCGUCACAGUCUUGACCAACAAGGGUGCGAGCAGCUCGAACUAUACCCUUAGCGUUACCAACACAGGAUACGUCAACGGUACGGAGGUUGUGGAUGUUCUAUCUUGCGAAGCCUUGACUGCUGGUCAGAGUGGCACUCUUACAGUGCCCAUGUCACAAGGACUUCCUAAGAUCUACUAUCCCGUCGAAGUCUUGGAUUGCAGUGGUAUCUGCGGAUACUGAUAUACCCACGUCGAAGUCGCCGACCAUCAGGAUGACAAGUUUGAACUUGCAUACGAUUCAAGGGUCUCAGUCAGCCUUACGACAUUGCUACUAAUUCUUUUCCUUAUGCAUCAUGCCCCCUACUCAAGUACUACUAGACACAUAUAGAGAUCAUACAUAUAAUUCUAAUCAGGUUUUCUUUCGG
Molecule: messenger RNA, 2030 nt
Organism: Aureobasidium pullulans EXF-150
Lineage: Eukaryota; Fungi; Ascomycota; Dothideomycetes; Dothideales; Saccotheciaceae
Product: alpha-amylase
Exons: 6
Coding region: 365-1846 (493 amino acids)
Biological process (GO): carbohydrate catabolic process
Molecular function (GO): calcium ion binding; alpha-amylase activity
Source: RefSeq, a predicted model, not a curated record